CUCGUAGUUUGUUGGUGGAGAGUACGUUUGCUUGUCGAGUGUUCGAGUGUUCUAACAAGUUGUCAAAAUAUGAAGGCUGUCAGUGUUGUGUGUGCGGAGAACAACAUCGCCGGAAUCAACUCCGGUCGAGUGUCCAAAGCCAGGAAAGAUAUAGAAAAUGAGGAAAUCCAAAUGUACCUCAGCAAAUUAAAGGACUUGGUGCCCUUCAUGCCUAAAAAUCGAAAACUGUCAAAACUAGAAGUGAUUCAAUACGUUAUUGACUACAUUUGCGAUCUUCAGAGUGCCCUCGAAACGCAUCCUGCAGUGAACAAUUUCGACGCUGCCGCUGCCCUGGGACAGAAAAAAUCGCAGGAGGCGGUCAGCCCCCGACAACCCCUUGGAAUUAGGGCGAGUCCUAACAGGAUUCUUUCACCUUGCGAAGCUCCCGUCCUUCAAAAUGGCACGACUCCCGAAAAACUAACGCCGUCAGAAAGGCAGGUGCCUUGUUAAAUUAACCUCCCCGUUACACAGUGAUCUUGAAUAUCAUCCCCAUCUCAUUCCAAAAUGAUCAUUACACAGUCUUCGUGGAAGAGGAGGCUGUUUAUUUUUGGAUAUUCGCCUCAUUUUUAGUUAAAAGGAACGACUGAUUUCAUUAUUUAUAUUAGGAACGGAGAAAGAAACAGUAAUUGUGUGUGUGCUGAGGAGAAAGUGAAUUAUGUGAAGCACUUAGUGAUGUACCUGUUUAUGUUGCAAUUGUUAUGUAGAUUUUAUUUUAUUGUUUUGUACAUAUGCUAGGCGAGUUUAUUGUACUUUUUCUACUUUUUUAAUUGGUAGUAAUUCAAAAAUUCAUUCGUGAAAUUUUGAUAUUGUAGCUUUAUCACAGAUUUUUUUUAUUGAUUUUGUGACUUUUUAUUCUGUGAUUUUUUAGUAUGUAAUCUUGUACAAAGUGUAAUCUCUACGUGAGACUUUGUUGGGAUCACAGUUUAAAGCAAAUAGCAAUUGUGAUUUUGACGAUGUACAUUUUUGUUCUAGAAUAUUAUUGUAAAUAGUUACCUAUAUAGCAACUAAAUGUUGUUUGAAUUUUUAUUAUAUGAAGAUAUUUCAAAUAAAAAGAUUUCAAAAGAA
Molecule: messenger RNA, 1104 nt
Organism: Zophobas morio
Lineage: Eukaryota; Metazoa; Arthropoda; Insecta; Coleoptera; Tenebrionidae
Gene: emc
Product: protein extra-macrochaetae
Exons: 2
Coding region: 70-489 (139 amino acids)
Biological process (GO): negative regulation of transcription by RNA polymerase II; circadian regulation of gene expression; cell differentiation
Cellular component (GO): cytoplasm; nucleus
Molecular function (GO): transcription regulator activity; protein dimerization activity
Source: RefSeq, a predicted model, not a curated record